Oryctolagus cuniculus (rabbit) is the source of this 5310-nucleotide messenger RNA. Lineage: Eukaryota; Metazoa; Chordata; Mammalia; Lagomorpha; Leporidae. The record is from RefSeq and is a predicted model, not a curated record.
UCCGACCACAGCUCACUUCCGGUCUGCAGACAUGAGCCCGGGCUGAACCGAGUAGGGAGCAGGAGGCUCUCCUGCCUCAGAGCUGCGGAAAGGGCGGAAUGGAGGAUGAGCGGCAGCACCCCUCACGGCCUCGCCCCAAGGUGACCACCUCGCGCAAACUCCCCUCCGCCUUCGCUUAAUACCCUGUGCGCCUGCGCGCGCCUCUAGCCGGGCGGCCGUGCUGCGCGACACUGCGCCUGCGCUAGAGUUCUGCCCGCGAGCCCUGACUCCGCUAAUUUCCCCUACCGCUGCGCGCGCAAUACCCUGUGCGCAUGCGUGUCCGCUUCGGCCUGGAUGGCUUUCGCGCGUCAAACUCCCUCUGCGCGUGCGCUGCCCUUUGCACUCCAGGAGCGCGGCACCGCGCGGCCCUCAAUGCGCAUGCGCCUUGCUUGCCCCGCGCCUGUGGCGGCAGAGGGUCGCCUUGAGGCAGAACCAGGGCUCCAGUCCCCUGUUCUGUUAAUGGCUCUCCGCCCUCCUCCGAUUCGGGGGGGUCUGAGUUAGAAACCUGCCUGCCCAGGGGUUUCUGAUGAGAUUGUGGACCCACGUGAAUUAGGUGCAUUCGCCCAUGAAGGUUUUAAGGAAGCCAUGAAUUUUCCUGAACCAGCUUGUGCGGGAGGGGAUGGUGGUGUUGGAUGCUAGGCCUGGACUGGCGUGAGCAGGGUUCACGCCCCGAGGUGGGGUGCCGGCUCGGCCGCUAGCGCCUCCUGCCCUCUCUCAGGUCCUCCAUCCCCCGUGCCCUCUCUCAGCUCCGGCCGCCCUGAAGGAGCAGCGGCAGCGGGCGAAGCCCAUGGCACCCAACGCGGCCCUGCGUUCUCCAGCCUGCGCAUGGUGCCGUCCCCUCUACUUGUCACCGUCUGUACAGAUGUCGCUUUCUCUCAGGCCGUUUUCCUAUGACCACCUUAUUUAUAAUAGGGCUGGGGGCGGUGUGCUCCUGGUCAAACUGCUCCCUGCAGAGCCGGCAUCUCACGGGGGCGCUGGUUCAAGUCCCGGCUAUUCCACUUCUGAUCCUGCUCCCUGCUGAUGCGCUUGGGAAAGCAGCAGAGAUGGCCCAAGUGCAUGGGUCCCUGCACCCACGCGGGAGACCCGGAAGAAGCUCCUGGCACCUGGCUUCUGCCUGGCCUAGCCCUGGUUGUUGCAGCCAUUUGGGAAGUGAACCAGUGGAUGGAAGAUCUCUCUCUCUCUCUCUCUCUCUCUCUCCCCCUCUCUCUAACUCCGCCCAGGUUUCGGAGCCCACUGUGUUUGGAAACUCUUUCUCUGCAGGGAAUCCUUGGGGAUCAGGAGCUGCUGUCCUGCAUGGGGCAGAGCUUCACCCCCUGGGCCCCACACCACAGCAGGUGUGGCCAAGGCCAGCCAGCUAAGAGGACGCUGGGAAAGGCUGGUAGGGCAUGCACUGAGUGAGGGGGGGUGGGGUCAGAGACUCAGAGCAGAAGGGUGGGGUCCCUCUGUUGCCUGGUGGCCACGUAGCCCAAAUAGCUCCCCUUGGGGCCUGGUUCAGAUCAAUUGUGACGCUAGGCAUGGCAGGCCCGGCCUGGGGAGGGCAGGGGAGGCUGCUGUCGGUCACUGUGUGUCCUCCUCUCUGUCCCCAGAUUCAGAGCAGGGUCCUGUUCCUCACCAUCUUUGCGGCUGGCAUUGGUGGGACUUUUCAGUUUGGCUACAACCUUUCCAUCAUCAAUGCCCCGACCUUGUACAUUCAGGAAUUCACCAAUGAGACGUGGCAGGUGCGCACUGGUGAGCCACUGCCCGACCGCCUGAUCCUGCUGGUGUGGUCCCUCAUCGUGUCCCUUUACCCCCUGGGGGGCCUCUUAGGGGCGCUCCUGGCGGGACACCUGGCCGUCAUGCUGGGAAGGAAGAGGUCCCUGCUGGUGAAUGACCUCUGUGUGGUGGCCGCAGCUGUCCUGUUUGGCUUCAGUCGCCGGGCGGGCUCCUUCGAGAUGAUCAUGCUGGGCAGACUGCUCGUGGGCGUCAGCGCAGGUGUGAGCAUGAACGUCCAGCCCAUGUACCUGGGGGAGAGCGCCCCCAAGGAGCUCCGAGGAGCCGUGACCAUGACCUCAGCCAUCUUCACGGCCCUGGGGAUCAUGAUGGGACAGGUCGUGGGACUCAGGGAGCUCCUGGGUGGCCCACAGGCCUGGCCCCUGCUGCUGGCCAGCUGCGUGGUGCCCGGGCUCCUCCAGCUCAGCUCCCUUCCCCUGCUUCCCGAGAGCCCGCGCUACCUCCUCAUUGACCGCGGAGACACCAAGGCCUGCCUGGCAGCGCUGCGGCGGCUGCGGGGCUCCGAGGACGUGGAGGAGGAGCUGGUGGAGCUGCGGGAGGAGCGGGCCGCCUGCGGGGCCGGCAGCCCGCGGCGUCCGUGGCAUCUGUUGGGCGACCCGGCGCUGCGGAGGCAGGUGGUGAGCCUCGUGGUGCUGGGCAGCGCCAUGGAGCUGUGCGGCAACGACUCGGUGUACGCCUAUGCGUCCGCCGUGUUCCGCGCCGCGGGGAUGCUGGAGCACAGGAUCCCCUACGCGCUCGUGGGCACUGGCGCCUGCGAGCUGCUCGCCUCUCUCGUCAGCAGUGCGGUGGUGGAGAGGGUGGGCCGGCGCGUGCUGCUCAUGGGGGGCUACUGCCUCAUGACCUGCUGGGGGAGCGUCUUCACCACCGCCCUGUGCCUGCAGGACUCCUACCCCUGGAUGCCCUACCUGGCCAUGUCCUGUGUCUUUGGCUUCAUUCUCAGCUUUGGCAUUGGCCCCGCUGGAGUGACAGGGAUCCUGGCCACUGAACUGUUUGACCAGACCGCCCGUCCUGCUGCCUACGUGGUGUAUGGGGUGCUCCUGUGGACCAUGCUCUUACUGGUGGGGCUGGGGUUCCCCUUCCUCAUGGUAAGCCUGCCCUGCCCUGUGGCACCUGCCUCCAGCGGGGCCCCUAUCAGCCUAAGAACCCCCGGAGGCCUCCGUGGGGGAGGGGUCCUGGGAGAAAGGAGCCGGUCCCUCCUCUUGGUCUCCAGGCCUUUCCUUUGGAGGCCGAGGGGCACACCAGGUCUCGGGGUCUCUCUUCACCCACAGGAGGGCUUGGCCCACUUCAUCUACGUCCCUUUCCUUGCCGUCUGCGUGUGUGGGGCCGUCUACACCGGCUUGUUCCUUCCUGAAACCAAAGGCAAGAGCUUCCUGGAGAUCACCCAGGAGCUGCACAGACUCAACUUCCCCAGGGACCCCAGGUGGAGGGGCCCAGAGGUCCUUCAGUUCACCGAGCUCUAGCCUGGAAGGCACGGCGUGGGCCCAAGCCAGUGCUGCCCAGCGUCUGGGCUGCCACCACCCAUGCAUUCCUGCAUGGUGUGUGCGGGUGUGUGCGGGUGUGUGUAGCCAUGGUGCCAGGUGCUUAGCCAUCAGUGGUGAGGCAGCCUGCGGCCCAGGUCUGAAGGCGGUUCAGUGGGAGGCGAGGAUGGACAGCAGUGGGCCCAUGUAGCAGGGAGGCCUGCUCUGUGUGUUUUUGGGGGAGCAGGAUCAGAAAUGGACUAUCAAAUGAGCUGGUUCCUGUUACAACUUUAUAGAGGCCUAAUUUGCAUGCAGUCUCCGUCUCCACCCAAGCCUGCACUUGAUGAGUUCUGACAGCUGAGCAUAGCUGUGGAACACCUGCCCUGUUGAGACGGCAGGGUCACAUCACCCUGAAGGCACCAUCCCGCCCUGGGCUGCCAGGGCCCCACUCCACCCCAGCCCCAGAAAUCAGGCUGCUGUCAUGUGAAUCCCCGCUGUGCGGAGGCAUGCAGUGUCUGGCCUUUGGAGGCUCAUGCGUGUUGUUGCAUGUGGUCGUAUGCAUUUCUCUGUAUUACUGAGUAGCUAGCCCCUGUGUGGAUGUCUAUCUGUUACCUGCCAGUACACAUUUGGGUUGUCCCUGAGUAAAACUGCUGGGGACGUUCCUACACAAACUGCUGUAUGGAUGUUUUCAUUUCCUGAGUGUCUGCGUGGCAGUAACACAGUCCCAUCCGCAGGUGCUUUGUAAGCAACGGAAGUUUAUUGCUGGUAGUUCUGGAGGCUGGGACUUGCAGGAUCAAGGCGGGGGCAGGUUCAAUGCCUGCUGAGAGUCUGCUCCUGGACCACCCUGCUCGCUGUCUCCAGGCUCUGCUGGGGACCUGUGGCCGGUGGCGCCAUGGGGACAGUAAUCAGUGUGGACAGGCCUUCGUCUGCACUCUCAUGCAUCUGUGUCUCUCCAGGACCAGGGUCUCCCACCUCAAGGUGUGUGGUGGAUGCUCCUCUGAGUCCCAGGAGGGCAGGUUUCUGAGCAGCAGCCCAGGACGCCGCACUGCCUUUAAGUCAGGCCGCUGUGAGCAGCUCAGGGCGCUCAUCACUGUAAGCCUGAGCCAGGUGUAGCCCCUGGAGCCCGCCCAUGGGCCGGGGCUUGCAAGCAGCCUGCUGGCAGCAGUCGGGGACAUAGUCUCCCACUCCACCUCGAUGCCCACCGUCAGGGUCUUCAUCCAGUAGUCCAUUUCCUGCUCUGGGACACUUGGCUGCCUUGCAGGAAGAUCAGGUGGCACGGACUUCAGCCCCUCCUGCGUGUUGGGACCUGGCCCUUGUCUCAUUCACGCCCCACACCCGUCCAUGGGAAAGGACUCACUGCCUCUGCAGUGAAGAAGCCACUGAGCUCCGAGAAACAGCGCAACUCAGUGCAGAAAGCCCUGCCCGCUCCUCCCAACAUCUUGCAUCGUGGGGCCGCCCCGAGCCGGAGCCUGCCCUCUGGAGCAUGUGCGCCCAGCCUCCAGAGGGAAGAUGCUGGGGGUGUCUCCUGGCAGACAACCCUCUUUGUAGUCUGCACACAGGUGGGCUGGGUCGGGGUCACCAGAAGGGGUGAUUCCACCCCCCCCCAGCCAUCUUCCACAGCAACUGCAGGAGAGCGGAGUUGUCUGUACCUCGACUUUCCCCACACUCAGUUGUGGUGGAAUGAGAAGGCCAUGCCAGGAUGGCCACUGGCAAGCCAGCGUCAGUUACUCAGGAAUGGCUUUGAAACCCACCUGGCAACGGAGCCUGCCUGGCAACAGGCUCUGAUUCUAUAGCUUUGGAAACCACAUGGCAAAUGGAGCCUACCUGGCAACAGGCUGUGAUUGGUUAGGGCAUAAACCGCCCCUUGACCAGAUUGGCUGCCUUGGCUAUUUAAGCUGCUGUACCAGCUGAAAUAAACGAGUCUGUGGGCUGCUCGCCUCAGGCCUGCUUUCACCCACUCCUGGAGUUUGUGUGGUGACUCCGCGCCUCUUGCCCCCACCACGCUCCUCCUCUCAGAACGAAUCAACCUCAACACUCAGUGCCC